This is a messenger RNA of Arachis stenosperma, 409 nucleotides long. RefSeq lists its product as uncharacterized. The record is from RefSeq and is a predicted model, not a curated record. Lineage: Eukaryota; Viridiplantae; Streptophyta; Magnoliopsida; Fabales; Fabaceae. The coding region runs from base 20 to 409 and encodes 129 amino acids. The transcript is spliced from 2 exons.
UCGAAGAGGCAGAGGUCCGAUGAUCUACCGGCGAGCUCCGGCGAGGGGCAGAGGAGAAGGGCUGUUGACGGCGGCGUACAGAGAAGAGCUGUUGAAUGCUGAAGCUUUUGAAAUUAGGUUUACAAUGGAAAGGUGGGAAAAAGAAGAGGAAGGGAAUCCGUCGCCGCUGCUCUUCGCCACCGCCAUCACUGGUCUUCGUCAUUCAGUCCUCGCCGCCAAAUCUCGCCACUCCUCUUCCUUGCAAGCGUCGCAUCGUCUGCCCAGUCCCUCAACAAGCGUCGCAUCAUCACACUCUCGCCCUCCUUGCUGCUGCCGCCGCAACGACGGCGUCCUCCACAUCUGUUACUUCCACAUCGUCGCAUCGUUGCACUCUCCUCCCUCUUUGUUCUUCUACUCUUAUUACUUCUAA